Lepisosteus oculatus (spotted gar) is the source of this 7024-nucleotide messenger RNA. The record is from RefSeq and is a predicted model, not a curated record. Lineage: Eukaryota; Metazoa; Chordata; Actinopteri; Semionotiformes; Lepisosteidae.
CCAAUCCCAGAAAUCCAUGUGGUGACGAAUCAUGGCGUUUGUUUUUGUCAGUCUUGCAAGCAGUAAUUACAUACAUUUCAACUAGUUUUGAAAUGAUAAUAUGUAUGUUUGUAGCAUAUCAAUACAUUCGCCAUCGACGUUAAAAUGUCAGAAUUAUUUAAAAAAUAGAAAAGAAGUUACACGUAACUGUAACAGAUGCAGUUUCAAAUAUACAGAGGACGGACUUUUUUUCCAAGUGUAUGGUUUACAUCUUUUCCUUCUGGUGCCACAUGCUCUAAUUCCAGACGAAAUACUGAACUGGUACGGUACGGAAAUGCUACCUUAAGGAAGUGAUUGAAUUUGUCUGAAAACAUUUUGAUAGAUUCUCACACUAACCCACGAAAUAUGGUGAUGUGGAAACAGUGUUUUGUGCACAUACUUCUUCUACCUAUCCUAUCAGCGAUCUCCAAAGGGACUUCACCCAGUGCUGCAAAAACUUCGGUAUGGGGUCCCGGAUUGGAGCCAGACGUUGUACUCCCAGCUCGAUUCUUCUAUAUUCAAACUGCAGAUAGUACCGGGACAAAUUUUACCUCUUCACCUGGUGAGAGCACAUUCCAAGUUAAAAUAACAGCACCAGGAGAAAUGUUUUCAAGGAUCUGGGUACAGGUUUUGGAUCGGAAAGAUGGCUCCUUUUUGGUUAGGUACAGGAUGUAUGCAAGCUACUCUGCACUCCAGAUUGAAGUUCUCCACAAUGGUAGCCAUGUGGCAAAUUCUCCAUACAUUCUGAGAGGGCCAGUGUAUCAUGAGAACUGUCACUGUCCUGAAGUCAGUGCAGCCAAAUGGAUGGAGAACAUGCAUUGCCCAAAGGCAAUAUUACAGAUUCUGCGGGAUCUUGCAUAUUUUCCAACCGUCGAUCCUGACAAAAAUGCCGAAGAAAUUCCGAAGCGGUUUGGGCAGAGGCAAAGCCUGUGUCAUUACACCAUCAAAAACAACAAGGUUUACGUAAAAACUCAUGGACAACAUGUGGGCUUUCGAAUCUUCAUGGAUGCCAUUCUGCUUUCCCUCGCCAGAAAAGUCAAAUUACCGGAUGUGGAGUUCUUUGUCAAUCUUGGGGACUGGCCUUUAGAGAAGAGGAAACCAACAGAGAAGAUUCAUCCGAUCUUCUCGUGGUGUGGUUCCAAUGAUACUAGAGAUAUUGUCAUGCCAACAUAUGACUUAACAGAGUCUGCCUUGGAGACUAUGGGCCGGGUGAGUCUGGAUAUUAUGUCGGUCCAAGCCAACACAGGCCCUGCUUGGGAAGACAAGAACAAAACAGCCUUCUGGAGGGGGAGAGACAGUCGAAAAGAGAGGCUGGAGCUUGUCAAACUGGGACGCAAACAUCCAACUCUCAUUGAUGCUGCUUUUACAAACUUUUUCUUCUUCACCCACAACGAGAGUCUCUAUGGCCCCCUGGUGAAACACGUUUCCUUUUUUGACUUCUUUAAGUACAAAUAUCAAAUAAACAUUGAUGGCACAGUUGCAGCAUACCGACUGCCUUAUCUGCUUGCGGGAAACAGUGUUGUGCUGAAACAAGACUCUAUCUACUAUGAACACUUCUACAAUGAUCUGAAACCAUGGAAGCACUACAUUCCUUUUAAGAGUGACCUUAGUGACCUUCUAAAAAAAAUUAAGUGGGCAAAAGAUCAUGAUGAAGAGGCAAAGAAAAUUGCAAAAACUGGCCAGGACUUUGCCCGGACAAAUCUGAUGGGGGAUAAUAUAUUUUGUUAUUAUUUCAAACUCUUCAUGGAAUAUGCCAGCCUGCAAAUAAACGAACCAAAAGUUAGAGAUGGAAUGGAACUAGUGGGCCAACCAAAGGAUGACCUCUUUCCAUGUACCUGUCAUAGGAAAAAGGUAAAAUGAGAACUUGUAAAAUUCUGCAGAACUAUAUCCAGAUAUUUCUUCUUGACAUAUUAAUUACAACAUUAAUAUGUUAGUCAACAAUACAAGCUGCUGCUGUAAAACAUGUUUUAUUUUUCAUCACAUAGAUCCUGUUCCUUUUCUAAAACAAAUUAUGAUUAAUCAAGUUGUCUUUCUGGGCUGCUGCUGAUAUAUUGAACAGAAGCUGUCACAUGGUCAAUUUCUCAAAUUGUACUGUUACAGUUUCAUGGCUUCUCAGAUGUAAAGCCAUGUAACUGUAAUGAUUUUAGAUGUAGAACCUUACAAUCCUUAGUUUUUUAAUAGGAUUGCACCUCCACAUGUCCUCCAAAAUUUAAAUUGGCCAACUCCUAGAUAGGAUAUUCUGCAUUUCUGAGCCACUGGGGAAUUUAAACUGUACAAUGGGGAACUAAGGGAGUUUUCAAACGUCAUGAUAAUUGUUUUUCUUCUAAAUAGGAGAUGGUUUAAUAUCAAUAGAUCUUAUCAUAAUUUUUAGAUCCAUUAAGCUGUUCUGUAAACCCAAAUUGAACUAGAAAUACAUUUUCAUCGCCAGCUGCUGGUUCUCUGAGAUUGUACAGUCACAUAUAGCCACAUCAAAUACAUAAAAAUAUAACCUUAACCAUAAUUAUGAAUGAACAUGUGCUCUCUCUUUUCUGAAAUACAGGAAUACUAACUUUAACUCUUUGCAAGGAAACGUGGGCCAAUUCCUCCCAGGUGAUGUGACAGACUGAUUACAGGAAAUUUAAUUAAGUUAUUGCUGCUAAAGCGGGUGCCAAAAGUUACUGAAUCACUUACUUUUUCACACAGAGAUAUUGAAUGCAGGGUGAUUUUUAAAAAUACAUAAUGAAAUUAAUUUUAGGACUCGGUAAGGACUGGACGAACAUAAAUUAUGUCUAAAUAUGUUAAAGUAUAAAAUCUUAAAGGGAUUUGCUUACUUUUUCACCACACUGUAUAGGAAGGACAGACUUUAAAAUAAUAAUCUUCUGUAGAGGAAGAAUAUGCCUCCAUUUGCAUAAAUGAUGUUCAGCUAAAAUAGUUACUGUAUUGCAAAAUUGGAGGAAGGUUGCACAACAUGCAGGUCUUAAAUAAAGGUUGCAUUUAAGGCUUGUUUUAGGUGGAGCUCUUUUACAAUGACUCAUUAAAACAGGAGAAUAAUAUGAUAGCGAUAUUGUAAAAGAUAAUGGCCUUGGUUUUUCAACGUAGACAGAAAAUGGGAAAUUACCUGUUCUUUCACAUUUAUAGGCAGUUUGAGGUUAAUUUUUAAAUGUUUUUUAUCUUAGUGACUAUCUGUAAAUGGUAAUCAUAGCCAAGUAGUAUACCUUUGUUAAUUUUUGUGAGCUCAUAAAGUUGGUACAUGCAAGAACAUUUUCCUGAAUCAUAAACCUGUGGCCUUGGGAAAACCUUGAGAUUAUAGUUUCUCAAGAAUGGCACUUGAUUUUCUGUACUGCUCACAUUUUAAUUUAAUAUUUUCUGUACUUUUGUCCUUUUUGUAUCAAAAUGUUCUUAUAGGUGUUCUCAGUCCCUUAUUCAUUGUGAUCUAUAGAGAUUGAAAAGCAAAGUCUAACAUACCAAUACCCAUGUUUGCUUUAUACAGUUUAUUCUUUUGAAGACUAAUCUUUGUUUUCCUCUGUCUUUCAUUUUGCAGGAAAAGGAUGAACUUUGAAAGUCAGAUAUGGCUGGAUUGGAACAUUAAAUGGUGUUCUUAGCUUUUUUUUAAUAACUAUUGAGACCCAUGAACACAAUAUUUGGUGAAAGCGCCUUUGGAAGCAAUUAGCCAGUGCAGUUUUGGCUUUGUGCUUAGGCCCAUUUUCCGGCUGAAAGGUGAAUUUUUGUCCCAGUUUUAGUUCUGAAACAGUUUUCUUUCUAAGACUUUGCAUUACUUUACUCCAUCUAUAUAGUAGGGUAUUGACUAGGGCAGGGUUCUUAACCCCCCCCACACACACACAGAUUUAAAAGUCGUCAUAUUGUAUAAAUUGUAACCCUACUCACUACUCACUUUAUAUAGGACCUUUCAUACAAUAUUUGCAACUCAAAGUGCUUUUUACAAAAAAUAAAGUUAGAAAAAACUUUAAGCAACUUAAAAUAAUUAUAGCUUAUUAAAAAAUAGGUUUUGAGCUGCCGUUUAAAAAUAUCCACAGAGCCAGCCUUUCUAAUAUUUUUAGGAAUAUUAUUCCACUGUUUGGGUGUGUAGUAACAAAAGGCUGCCUCUCCAGUCAUCCUAUGCUUAAUUUUUGGAAUAAUCUUUAAAAGUUGUGCGCCUGUUGCACUGGCCUUGAUCGAUUUUACAGUAUGAACAGCUUCAUCCGUUACUUGUUUGAGUUCGGGGGGCAUUUUCUUAGCCAGGAGGGCUUGUCUAUGAUCAUACAAUGCGUCCAAAAAGCAAACAGAGCAAUGGCCUAUAAUUUCGUGACUAACCCACUGUGUUUGCCAGUCAUAGCUCGUGCACCGUCUGAGCAGAUUCCCAUACACUUGUUCCAGUUGAUUUCAUGCUCACAUACAUAUGUGUCCAGCAAAACGAAAAGUUGAUGUCCAGUGGCACGAUCGGGGAGAGGUACACAGAACAAAAAAUCCUCAUUGAUUUCUCCCUCUUUAACAAAUCUGGCGUUAAGGUGCAUUUGUGAAUUGCCGGAGAUCAGUGGUCUUGUUAAGUUUUAAAGAAAAAUACGCACUAGAUUUUAUCUUAGCGAUCACCUACUCUUCCACAUCUCUUGCCAUAGCCCAGUGCAGUUAGACACAGUAUCAUUUGAUACUGGUAUCAAUGCUAGUUGCUCUGCAGUGCUUUUCCCACACAUGAUUGAAACCGUUUCCUUAGCGCACUGUAAGAAAAAAGUCUCACCUAACGUGUGUGCCUUCUCAGUUUUGGCAAUCCAGUUAGCUAUGACGAAAGAUGCCUGAAGUGCCUUCUGGUUCACAGUGGUGGCUUAAUUUUGGCCUCUUAGCUCCUGUAGCUUUCCUUAAAAAAAUGAGUCGUAUUUUCUUCUUUUUUUUCUGUUCGGAGUUUUCUGCUAUGUGUUUCUCCACAUUAUUUUUAGCUCUCACUCUACAAGUGCCACCUAUUACAAAUGUUCCAUUGCUAGACUAAUCACGACUACCUUGUGCGAAGAAAAAAAGUGCUACAAAUAUAAAUGCAGUCAUGGCCCAUCCAAUAGGAAUUAAUGUAGCACCCUCGCCGGACGCACCACAGAGCAGGCUGGGAGUUGUAGCCGGGGAAUGAUCUUUGGGCUCGCAGAGUGACCACUAAGUCACCCUGCUAAUGUAAAUACUGUAGUGUUAACCAUGCAGGUGUAACCACCCUGAAUCUGUGUAUGUGUCCUGUUUACCACCUGUUUUGGUUGAUUCUGUCUCUGUUACCUACUGAGCGACCCCCCUGGGAAUACGGGGUCAUGACCCCCAGGUGAAGAACCCCAGGACUAGGGUAUUGGUAUUGAGUGGUAUAAGACGGGGCAAGGGAGAUGCACUGGAAGGAGUGACAAGAGUGUUCGAAAAAAAGAGUAAAGACAGUUAUGGCUGGGCUCGAAGAAAAUGUGUUCCGGCAGUUGCGAGCUGCACAGGGACAUGACAUGGGACAUGAGAGUGUGACCACGAGAUCAGAGAGGUAGUGUGGUGUUCAUGACAGUAUUGAGUCUCAGUGUGUGACUGAAGCACUGGAGCCUUAGAUGAGUGUUGUGUGUGUGAACCCAGCCUGGUGGUCAGGUGGUAACGUCAGCAGUUGGAAGUGGACUUACAGUAGAAGUUCAAGGAUUCAAGGGAAAUAACCCAUACCCUUUGUGGAGUUUGUGACAGCUGAGGAGCUGGAGUUCCAGAUUUCGAGUGAAGAAGCAGGAGGCUCCAAAUUUCAAGUGAGGGAGUAGGAGAUUCCGUGUGUGUGAGCAGGAUUGUCUUUUGUAUUUGUAUUUUCCAAGACUGUUUCUGACAUUAAAAUUGACUCUUAAAUUACAAUAAAUAAAUAAAUUGACAUAGAUCAGAUUUUAUUGUUUUUUAAGCACAGUAAACAUCACAUUUAAUUUCUUCAUAAAAAUAAUAAUUUUCAUAAAUAUCCUCCUGGGGCAGCACGGUGGCGCAGUGAUUAAUAUUGCUGCCGCACAAUGCUGGAGCUCUGGGUUGAAUUCUAGGCAUGUGUACAUAGUUUGUAUAUUCUUUCCGUGUUCACGUGGGUUUCUUCUGGGUGCUCCAGUUUCCUCCCUGUUACAACUCCAAGUGUCUAGGGGUAAAGGGGUGUAACAUUUAGGAUGGGUUUGGAUGCAGGGGGGUUUCUCGUGAGGGACUUAGGAAGCGUGACAACAGGUUUGGUGCAAAAGGGAUUUGUUUUAAUGUGAAUAAGUGACUGGUACGUAUAAGGACACAAAAACAGACAGGGAAAGGCAACUAGAGCGGUGCCAAAGAAAAGAAAAUAACAAACAAAAAAGAGCUGUCUAAUAAAGUGAGGGAAAGCUGACCUAUCUACCAAAACAAACCCGAAACACUCGGUAUUAGGCAUCUUCUAACGCCCUGGCUAAUCUUUACUAACUACCCAAAACCAUACAAGACAAAAGGCACUCACCCAUCCUAAACUAGUGUUUCUAAUACGCAGACCAACUACAUGUGCAGAAUGUACCCGUAAACCUAAACUAACCCUUUACACAAAAGUUCACACAAAUACACAAGUGAACUACGAAUACAAACAAGGGAAAAUGAGAGUAGACUAGGAAUAGGGUACAAAAGAACACAGAGGUUGAUAUAAUAUGUUUGGGCAAGGUAAUGGCGAAGUAAAGAUAAUACAAACAAACAAAGGUACAUGGAAACUAACACAAACCAACAAAGCCGAAGCUAUACGGAAACACACACGAAGCAGAAUGAACUAAAAUGGAGAGAAACAAAGCCAUAGCAAAACAAAGCUGAGCUGAGCAGAACUGAAGUCAAGCGAAAGGCCCCUUCGUUCUGAAAACCUACAAGUUAAAUACUAAAUAUGCUGAGUUCUGAUAGGUUGAGAAGCUGAUUACGUAUGAUGGCAAAGUGGAUAAAUUAACGGACCAAUGGGGAAGGAGAACAACCAAAAUCAGGAACUGUGGAAGAUGGCAUCAAAACAAAAAAACAUGGACCACACCGGGACAUACUGUAACACUCCCACACUCCAAAGACAUACUGGUGGGUU